Molecule: messenger RNA, 846 nt
Organism: Acanthoscelides obtectus
Lineage: Eukaryota; Metazoa; Arthropoda; Insecta; Coleoptera; Chrysomelidae
Source: the annotation of a GenBank genome assembly
UUGACAGAAAUGUCACAGCAAUAUUGACCUCAUUCGAAGUGCUAUGCGAUUUCAAUUUGGAGCCCUUCUGUCCUUGUGUGCCAUCGUUACUUUGGUGCAUUGUGGCGGAGAAGGGAAAGGUGAAUGCAAGAACGGCGCUAGCUCUAGUGGUGGAGGCUCAAAAUCGGCCUCCAACAUAGCAGUAAAGGCUAUGCAAGAGGCCAAGGCGGCAGAGGAUGCCCAACAGCCUGCGGGUCAGCAAGCUGCGCACCAAGUGAAGGAACAGCUGGCAGAGAAGGCUGUAGAGGCAGCCAAGGCUGCAGAUGCUGCGCUGGAGGGCAAAGAAGAGCUGGUGCAGCAGGUGCAGAACGAGAUGAAGGAAACUGAGGUUGUGGUAAACCAAGAACAAAGCAGUCUACAGCAGAUGCAGCAAGCAGCUCAAUCAGCCAGCAAAGCAGCCCAGCAAGCUGCAGCUGAGCUGAAGCUGAUCCAAACAGCUCUGCAGGUGGCUGAAGGCAAUGCACAAAAUGCUCAAGUAGCACUGGAAGGUGACAAUCAGCAAUUGCAAGAGAAAGAGACCCUCUUGGACGCAGAGCGUAGCCAUAUGGACCAGCUCUCUAAACAGUUGCAAGAAGCCAAGGCCGAUCUCGCCAAGACCAAGGAAGCUGAAAAGAAGGCUGAACAAGCUGCAAACGAAGCUAAGCAGAACGCUAAUAGAAACAGGAGGAAAAGCCAAAGAAGGAAGAGAAGAAGUGUCUAAGCUAUAGCUGCGCUCUUCGAUUAUUUUUAUACUUACAUUUUAUAUUUGUAUAUUGCUAUUUAAUAUAGGAAAAACACGCCUCAGGUAGGUGGACUCUGCACUUCCUA